This is a messenger RNA of Lynx canadensis (Canada lynx), 477 nucleotides long. RefSeq names its product amine sulfotransferase-like. Lineage: Eukaryota; Metazoa; Chordata; Mammalia; Carnivora; Felidae. Gene Ontology annotation, biological process: sulfation. The transcript is spliced from 3 exons. Gene Ontology annotation, molecular function: sulfotransferase activity. Bases 1 to 477 code for a protein of 158 amino acids. The record is from RefSeq and is a predicted model, not a curated record. Gene Ontology annotation, cellular component: cytoplasm.
AUGGAAGACAUAGACACAUUUUUAUUCAAAUUGAAAGGGUAUUAUUUUGGUUGUGAAACCCUUGAUAUUGGUUUUAUAGAAAAUUUAAAUGAUUUUGAAAUUAAGGAAGAUGGUGUCUUCAUAAUCACAUACUCCAAAUCUGGGACCAUCUGGUUUCAGCAGUUAUUAAGCUUAAUUUAUUUUGAAGAACAUCACAAAAGCACUGGGAAUCUGGAAACAGUUGAUCAAAUCCCCUUCUUUGAGUACAAUUUUCAAAAAAUGGAUUUGUUGAAAGGCCAUCUCCUUGUCUCUUCCCACCUCCCACAUUACUUGGUUCCUAGUGGAGAGGAAGAACAAAAAUUGCAAAUUACUCAUGUAUACAGAAAUCCUAAGGUCAUUAUGUGCUCAUAUUUUCACUUUUCAAAGAAUAUGGCAUUGGCAGUUACAAGUACCUUUGAGGGAUUCAUCAAAUGUUUUCUAGAAAUAAAAUGUAAGUAA